Brassica napus (rape) is the source of this 815-nucleotide messenger RNA. RefSeq names its product probable calcium-binding protein CML27. Lineage: Eukaryota; Viridiplantae; Streptophyta; Magnoliopsida; Brassicales; Brassicaceae. The record is from RefSeq and is a predicted model, not a curated record. Bases 152 to 655 code for a protein of 167 amino acids. Gene Ontology annotation, molecular function: calcium ion binding. The transcript has a single exon.
AUGGCAACCAAAAUACGUGGAUAGAGACGAAAGGCAUCUACAGAAGAAGAAAAAAACGGUCUAUAAAAGGUCACACAUCCGCAAAAGCCUCUUUAACAAAUUUUCUCCAAAACCUCUCUCUCUAACAUUUUACCUUUUAACAGAAAAAAAAAUGGCAAGUGGUAACCCUGUAACCGCCAAACCCACGCCUGCACCGGUGGACAUGGCGAAUCCCGAGGAGCUGAAGAAGGUUUUCGACCAGUUCGACUCCAACGGCGACGGCAAGAUCUCGGUGACCGAGCUCGGAGGCGUUUUCAAGGCCAUGGGGACUUCCUACACCGAGACGGAGAUCAACCGCGUCCUGGAGGAGGUCGACACCGAUCGCGACGGCUUCAUCAACGUGGACGAGUUCUCCGCUCUCUGCCGCUCGUCCUCCUCCGCUUCCGAGAUCCGCGACGCCUUCGAUCUGUACGAUCAGGACAAGAACGGGCUCAUCUCCGCGGCCGAGCUCCACCAGGUGCUUAACCGCCUCGGGAUGUCGUGCUCCGUGGAGGACUGCGCUAAGAUGAUCGGGCCUGUGGACGCUGACGGCGACGGGAAUGUAAAUUUCGAGGAGUUUCAGAAGAUGAUGACGUCAUCCUCCCUCGCUAACAGCAACAACGGAUCGUCGGCCUAGGGUUUUCUAGAUUCCGUAUCAGGAUCGUCUCUAAAACUGGGAAGAAUAAUUACUACUAUGCUUCGUUUAGGUGCUUUUUUAAAAAAAAUGUGAUAAAAAAAGUCUAACUUCGAUCCGUCGUUGUUCGGUUGUUCUUGUUCAAACAAAUUUGGUUUUCUAA